UGCAUAAUGUUUCAGAAACAAAUUUGUUUCAUAUGUAAAAUUUGAUCUAUAAAUAACUAUAGCUGUCAGAUAAGAUAUUUGCAAUGACUCGUCAUACUCGUCAAGAACUACCUGCUCUUAUUACACUACAUGCAUUCUGUAUGUAUUAACUACAUUUUUCCGUGCACUAAUGUUGACAGCAUACAGUAUAUUGUGUACUUGCAGCUAAAAAUGCAUUUUUAAUGACAUUAUUUAAUAAUCUGUUGCAGUUUUGCGUGUAUCCACAUCGUAGGGCACAGGGCAUGAUUUGUUUGUUUGUUGUUUUUCCAUUAUGGGUUGUCUUGCCGCUGCUGUUUAUCAGCAACAAGGCCUCUCUGGUUGCUAAGGUGGGCCUGAGGCUCCCUGGCAGCCGAGAGCACCUUGGGGCCCCAGAGCCUGGUGCUCUGUGACGCGUUGGGAAUUCCCCCGAGUCUUCAUCUCCUACCAGCACCCUGCAGGAUGGGAUGCAAACAGGGACGUAAAGGAGAGUGAACCCAGUCACUCAGCUCCCAGCUAUUUUUAUUUACUCAACAUUUUAUCCACAUUUUAGACUGACAAAAGUAUUUAUAAGGGAAAUAUAUAUUGUAGAAUAAUAAUUAUGUUUAUUUAUGGAGACAUUUUAAGAGGAAACAAGCACAAAUUGGUAUUUUUUUUAAGUAAAAUGGUGAUUUUUGCCUUAUUAUGAUCACCAGCUGCAGAUCUUUUUCCAUUUCCUUUACCACUUUAUUUCUGACCUGAACUCAAUGCAACAAUCCUGACAAUGCCACAUAUUUGAUUCAUGCAGGCUAUAUUUUUCUGUUAGUUGCAGAGUGUGUUACUUACAAUAAUAACGCGCAAUCUGACCAGGCAAAAUAUCUGGUUAUGUAAACUUCCUGAACAAAUAGCUAAGGAAGUGUCAGACAGGAUCGCCAUUUGCUCUCCUGUGACUGCCUGUGACUGUUUUUACACCUUCCUUCUAAAUAAGGCAGCAGGCUGCCAAGACAUAUGACCACUGUCCCGAUUUGGGUUCUGGACACAGUAUCCAUCCAUCCAUCCCAUGAUUGCUCAAUGCCAAUGAAAGUCUCACACACACACACACACACACACACACACACACACACACUCCCUCCCCUCCUGCAGGUCUCCCAUGUGAGGAAGAGCUGCAUCAGGCCAGCCACAAUUAGCCAGAGGAAGACUGAAAAAAUAGGUUAUAUUACCUUCAAAAUAAAAGCACAAAAUAUCACAAUUUGGGGAGAAUUUCAGAUGUUAUGAUAAUUCAUAAACUAUAACUGAUCAUGUAAAUGCCCAAUGUAAUGUGAAAGUGACAUUUAGGAUAAGUUUUCAAUUGCUGUUAAGGUGUUUUUUUAAAUCUCAGUUACUAAAUUUAAAACUCAGGCCCGUCCUCAUCUGGAAUACAGUCUUCUUGUGUCUGUAAAAUGUUGAGAAGCUGUAUAAAAUGCCUGUCUGAAAAUCUUCAUUUGUCUUGUUUUGCCUGACCAACAGUCCCAAACUCAAAAAGAUUAAUUCUCAGAUUAUAUAAAACAGUGAAAAGCAGCAAACUCUCACAUUUGAAAGGCUUGAACCUGCAAAUCCCGCUGGAUCAAACACCUCAUUUGCUAAACCUUUAAGUAAAAUUGUGGACUACAGUCUAUACUAUAGUCUUUAUAGUUAGUAUCUAUUGGAUUUGGGUAGAGAUUUAAAGGCUCUGAAGUCAAAAUAGUGCUUGCUGUUACUUUUUUUGAUCCUCUUUGACUAAACCGUCAUGUGUAUGCAUUCGAGGACGCGUCCCCUGUCCUUGAAUACAGUCUUUAUAUUUACUGUUAAUGUCAGUUGUGCUCUCCCCACUUAUCUGUGUUUUAUUAUAAUUUAAGUGGCUCAGGGACACAGCAAGAUCAGUGUUCCUGUUUUUGUGACCUUAUUAUUCCAUUGCAUUCGUGUCACUAACUUCCGUUCUAAAUAUACAGAUGGGUGAUUCAUCAAACUAAAAACAAACAUGAAGUGCGUUAGUAAGGUAUCACAAAGCUGCCUGUGCAGCCCCAGUGCUUCUUUGCAAUGAGUGAAGUCUCAGUAGACCUUACUGGAGGUAUGAGCACCAGUUUUCCCUAUAAUACUCCCUCAUUUGGUGGCCCAUGACGUCUGAUUCACGUCAUUUUCAUGCUCAUCAAACCUUUCCGCGACUCCUCAUGCUUUGUAUGGGAGCCCUUCUUCUGUGUUUUUCCUCUAAUGUCGAGUUCAUUUAAUCGGGUUUUUAAGUUUUGGAAGACGAGGUGAUUCAGGGACUCACCGGAGUGAUAAUUGCAGCACAGUCGCACUGAAAAGGCUUUUAUUGUGGAAAAGUACCACAGGAAACGCUUCUUCUUACUCUGUCGGGCUUGUUUGACGCUGAUGUGAAGGUGCAGCACCCCCCAUCAUUCCUAUCAGAACUGCUGCUGCUGGGGUCCUGUAACUCUCUCUCUCCUCCUCCUCUUCCUCCUCCUCCUCCUCCCAUCUCCUACUUUUGAUGGGGGGGUGCAGCGGUGAAGUCACAGUGAUGUCAUUUUAGGAUGUGAGAGUCGGGCAAGGUGAGCUGGUUUUGCGGUGAGUGGUGUCCCCUCCACGGCCAGCGUUGCCUGUAAAGAGGCGCGGAGCGGCGAAAGAUGAUCAUCGCCACCGGCACCAAUUCAAGCUCCGACGCGCUCUGUCCCUCUCGUCCUGCUCAGAUCUCGGGCUAUGGGGCCUUGAUCUGCCUUGAUCCCAAAAUAAGCCUUUACCACCACCAUGCCAAAGGACAAAAAAUAAGAAGAGUUGCAUUUUUAGGGCAGGUAACUUUGACCACGUGCCCCAAAGGUAAACUGGAUGGCCAUUGCGCAAAGGUGCCUCUACAGUAUGUCCAGCGAGGCCAGGACGCACUGGACGCUGCCAGCAGUUUUUGUACUGUGGACUUCUCUCUUGGGGAUCGUUUCAUCUUAUCCGAUUCCGAGCAGGACUAAUGCGACUUUGCUGGAAAAGAAGUGGGAGACCCUCUUCUCCCGCUCCUACCUGGGUAUAACCGGGGGGAAAUCGGAGCUGAACUGGGAGAGUGACUAUUUGCAAGGCAUCAAAAGAGUGCGACGACUGUACUGCAACGUGGGCAUUGGGUUUCACCUGCAGGUGCUCCCGGAUGGCAGGAUAAGCGGUGCACACAAUGAGAACCAAUACAGUCUGAUAGAGAUCUCCGCCGUGGACCGAGGAGUGAUCAGCUUGUUCGGAGUGAGGAGUGAGCUGUUUGUCGCAAUGAACAGCAGGGGAAGGUUAUACGGAACGAGAGUCUUCGUGGAUGAGUGCAAGUUCAAGGAGACUUUGCUGCCCAACAACUACAACGCCUAUGAGUCUUUUGUUUACAAGGGCUUCUAUAUCGCCCUCAGCAAGCAUGGCCGCGUAAAGAGAGGCAACAAGGCCACCACCGCCAUGACCGUCACACAUUUCCUCCCGCGGCUAUGAGAGAAACUGGCAAUAACUCAGUAAUUUGCACAUGUGGAUGUUCUUCCAGGUAACAUAGAAAUGCAUAGUCAUGAUAUACACACCGAUGGACUGCGACAGAAAACACAAAUAUUUAUUCUGUUUAUAUAUAUGUAUAUUUGGAUAGCUAUCUUUGUAUAUGUACUGUGCUGCUUAUUGUUUUUAUGGACGGGGAGAGUUGAAGCCUUUGCCUGUCUCACUUUACCUUGGUGCUUGCUGUAACCGAACUACGUGUCACUUCCUUUUUUGAGAUGGGGGAUGAGCUGUAUCCUGUGCUUUUAAAGAGUGAAAUGAAUACUUUUUAUUACCUCAAAGAACCACUUUACUAGAUUAAGGGAUGCAUGGAGUUCUGCUCAAAUAUCUGCUAAGUUUAUCUUUUCUUUCGAACCUUUGAGCGCUUGACGGCUCCCCGCUCGAUUACCGAUGUCCGGCAGUGGGGGGGAAACUUAAAUGCACUACCUUUGCUGCACGAUUUAAAGGUGCCUUGGUGUUCCCACUUGUGGCCCCCUUAAACUUGCAUGUAAGAGACACCCGCUGGAGUCAGAAAUAGGGCUGACACUCCGGAGAGGGCCUCAGAGGGGGGUGGGGGGGUUUGACCAUCUCUGGUUUAUUUUCUUUUCUGUAAUUAGAUCGAUUAAGUAAUGUACAAUCUGUGGUCGAGACCAGAGAGCGGUCAGCCAUGGAGGCUGGCGCGAGGCCAUGAGUUUGACUGUGUGGCAUCGCCAGCGAAUGCACAGGGCGAAGGACUUAUCUAUCUGAGCAUGGAGAACAUUUUUGUUUGGACCUGGCUUGCGUCUGCACAAGAACGGGCAGAAACAUACGUGCAUUGUCACGGACGGAGCUCCUGCAGCGAAGCGGGUCGCCGUGUUUUCUGCUGAAAAUGAUGUCUACUGUCCGUGAGAGCCGACAAGAAACGAUGUAAAUAGUCGCAAAUGCAAAAGAAGAAUUCAGGAGCUUUUUUUUUAACGCUGCUUUGUCGCAGUUGCCUGAACGAGGCAAAAAGAGUUCAGGAUGCACAGUUUGCCAUCGAUGGUGGUGCCUAAAUGUUUUUGGUAAGAGCGUUCCCACUUGUUUUGUCUCUUCUGAUUUGUCGUCGUGCGUUUGCUGGAGUAUCUGGAGUUCUGGGCCAUUUCCCCCCGCUUGUCUGUGAGCUCUGCAGCAGCACUGCAGUGGCAGUGAGGUGUUGGAGCUGGAGGCUGAUGGUUUUCACUGUAAUUACUGAUGAGUCAAUUUGUUCAGUCGGUGGUCUGGAUGCACAUUAUAAGAAAUCAUUUCUGUUGAAUUUUAGCUUGAUUUGAUGAAUUUGAAGGCUAAAACACGGGCAUACGUUUCAUAUAUAGCGUGUAAUUAUUGGUAUGCAUGGUGGCAUGGUGUUUACAAAGCUAAAGAUGUACCAUGCUUUGUACACUCAUUGCUAUCAAGUGGACUACUAUGAAAUAUCUUGUUACAUAGUCCGAAGAUGUUUGUCUGCUUACAGCGUGCAUCUGGCGUCUGCAGCUGCUUAGCAGAAAACCUGAAUCUCGCUCCGCCAUCAGCCUCCAUCCGUUGUGGCGCUUUCGAGAGGAAGGAGGACUAUUUAAAUCCAGGAAGGACAUAUGCGAGGGAGCCGGCCCGCUGCCUUUGUUGUUCGUCAAACCCCCUGCAGGAAUGUGGAUCUGCCAGGAUGACAGGCUGCCUCCCACAUACCUGAAUGCCCCCCCCCCCCCCCCCCCACCCACCUCCUCCCUGAGCUCUGUCACCCCCAACCGCCCACCUCUGCCCGUCCCUUACCCCCCUCCCCUCACCCGCUACAGGCAGGGACCUUGGGAUUCCAGCUGUAACCCAGGAGCUUCCUCCUCUCCUUUCAGCCUUUUUUAGUUCAAGGUCAGAGUCACGGACCAGCCUUGGCCCCAACCCCAGCGGCCGGGGUGGUCGGCUAUAUGGGUCGUACUGUUUCCAUGAAAUAGGAAUUUGAAGCAUCUUUUUUGACACACUUUAUGCUUAAAGGCAUUAUAAUUUAUUGAAUGGAUGGGGGGUUGCUCUCCAGCUGAGUGGUAGCUCUCAUAGUUCCCUGCUUCACAAUCUGUAGCAUUUUCUUAAACAAUCCUACUUCUCCUCUUCUGAAUUUAGAGCUCCACCUCUUUAAAAUGCAGCUCCACAACAUGCUGUCCCCUCCCCUCUCCAAGUACUUGUGUUGGGAUGUAUCUGGGGAGGGGACAUCCGCAGAGUUAGUGCAGUGUGUGAGGAGCAGAGUCACGCAGAGCCUCACCUCUCCUGCUGCACUCCAGUCCCGCAGGACGGCAGCGCAGCCAUCCUCAGGACGUGUCCUCUGCCGCUGCCGCCGACGCCCCAGAACACCUUUCACCAAUACUGACACAGUAUCAGCUGCUGCUCAACUGUCCGUGCCGCACAGAUCGAAUCAGAACAGUGUUUUUCUCACAGAUCAACCUCUCACUUUUUGUUCCAAGGACUUUUUUUUUCUCUUUUUUUAUCGCAAAAUGCCGCACAGCAGAGCAAAUUUAUCGGGAGCUAAGCUCGAGCAAAAAAACUUGUUGCUGCUGUAGAUGAGGCUGCAUGAAAUACCACUGAUGUACAUGUCUUGUAGGGAGAAAAUAAUCGUAGUUUUUGGCUGAAGUAGCAAACGGAAUUCACGGUUUCAGCAUUUUUGGCUCAGGGGGGGCGUGGAAGUGAACUCGGAGCACGCACAGCAACGAGCACUCCUCGCGCCCGCCUCGCAGUCAAGAUGUGCGACGUCUCUCGCAGCACCUUAUUAACAGCAUCUUGAUUAUAAGCUAGUGUAAAGGCGGGAGUUUCCUCACAUCUUUCUGUCAAGGAAUAGAGCUGGAUCCCCAAAAGAGUGAAGGUCUGUGUCUAAAACAAAAAGCUCACCUUUCAGCUUUGACCAAAAAAUUUUAUCCAGAUUUAUCUGUCGUCUCUUUUUUUUCCAAAGCUUAUCAUAGUUCAAAUUUCAAUGAAUUCAAGGUGAGGAAUAUCUUUUUUUAUAAUGUUUAAUGUACUAUUAGCAUGCCUGAGCCCCAAGCUUAAUUAGGGGUGUGUGCUUCAUGGUUUUUUUUUUUGUUUUUUUGAGUGAGCCUCCACUCUAUUCCUCUCAUGUCUGUUCUCAUAUACCUCACCCUCUGCCUUAGUUUUGGUUUGCUGAUGACUGUAAAUUAAGAUGAAACAAACUUCAGUUAUUUGUUUCUGAAAACAGACAAUGCUAAGUAAGGAUAUUAAAGUUUUUUCCUUUUAUUUUUGUACGUAUGUGCUGUGCACAGCAGUCUACUGUAUUCCUGAUAUAACAAUAAAAGUUUUUUUUUUUAACUGGU
Molecule: messenger RNA, 6779 nt
Organism: Chelmon rostratus (copperband butterflyfish)
Lineage: Eukaryota; Metazoa; Chordata; Actinopteri; Chaetodontiformes; Chaetodontidae
Product: fibroblast growth factor 6-like
Exons: 3
Coding region: 2833-3456 (207 amino acids)
Biological process (GO): positive regulation of gene expression; regulation of cell migration; positive regulation of protein phosphorylation
Cellular component (GO): cytoplasm
Molecular function (GO): fibroblast growth factor receptor binding; growth factor activity
Source: RefSeq, a predicted model, not a curated record